AUGGCUGAAUCGAAGACCAGUAGUUGUAUUAUGUGCCAGGAAGUGGACACAUUUGAUAUGGUGCAGUGUGACGUUUGCGACCAGUGGGCGCAUUUCGGCUGCGCUGGUGUAAACGAUAAAAUUAAAGACCAUCCGUGGAGCUGUCUGAAGUGCUGCAAUUCUCUGCAAAUACCAAAGCAGAAGAAAGGUGCUGCUAUCGCUACGGCGAAAAAGACCGCUGACGGAAAGAAGAAUUCGCGAAGUGAAGGUGGUUCGGUGAGCAGUGUUAAUGCGAUACUCGAUGAUUCCCUUGCAAAAUUGCAGGAAGAGAUGGAAGCCAAAGAGAAGGCUAUGGAAAACGAGCGUAUUCUGCGUAAGAAACGGCUCGAAAUGGAACGCGCGCUGAGGGAGAAACAGUUGCGAGUCGAAAGAGAACUUCGCGAGAUGGAGUUGCAGCAAGACCGAGAGUUUCAGGCACGUGAGUUGCAGCAAGAACAGGAAAUGCUAAAUCGGCGCUUGGUGGAGGAAGAAGAGUUUUUGAAAAAACGAAAUAAGUUAAGGCAAAAUUUCGAUGCGGCGAAAGCAGGCCUGGUGCAAAACUAUAGCAAGGUGGACGAAGAGCAUGUAGAAGAAACUGCAGGCAACGACUCAGACGGCGAUUGCGAUGAGAUUCUCAGCCAGAAGGUGGAAAAGUGGCUCGGCGGAAGAAGCUUCGAAUGUGAUGAUAGACGGAAAUCGGUAAAAAAUGUUGCGGUAUCGGAAUUAGUUAGUACGAAGAGAACGACAGGGGUAAAUAACGAAAGAUUCAAAGGACUUUCCGCUCCCUUUAUUGCAUCUCGAUCGGAAGACCUGGCUCGCGAGCAGGCAAUUGGCGGCCAAACCCGCAAAGGGGAUGAUUUGAUACGGCUGACGGCGGAGGAGAAAACGGUUUUGGCAGAUUUCCGCAUGAACCGAAUGAGCAACGGACCAAGGAUGAACGGGCCGGGGAUUGAACCGGCAGGGCUUUCCCAAGCACAAAUUGCCGCCCGGCAAUCCGUUUCUAAGCAGUUACCGGUGUUUAGGGGUGAAGCUGAACUGUGGCCAAUAUUCAUCAGCAGUUACGAAUAUACAACUCAAGCUUGUGGGUUCUCCAAUCUGGACAACCUGAAGCGAUUGCAGGAUUGUUUGAAGGGGGAUGCACUCGAUGCUGUGAGGAGUCGGUUAGUUUUACCCGAUUCGGUUCCCGAUGUCAUUCAUGAUCUACAGAAUUUAUUUGGUAAACCAGAGAAGCUGUUGAAGACGUUACUGGCGAAGGUUCGUCAAGCCAAACCACCGAGGGCUGACCGUUUAGAAUCCUUUAUACAUUUCGGCAUUACGGUCAAGCAGCUCUGCGACCACUUAGAAGCUGCGAAGCUCGUGGAUCAUUUGAGCAACCCCAUGUUGGUCCAAGAGCUUGUGGAUAAGCUCCCUCCAAACUACAAGCUGGAUUGGGUCCGCUACAAACGGAACCAAGUCGGCACUCCGUUAAGGAUCUUUACCGAAUUCAUGAACGGUAUUGUUUCCGAUGUCUCCGAGGUCAGUGAAUUCUCCACUCACGAUCUUUACGAUCACAGUGAACGUUCCGCGCGAGCGAAGCAGAACAAGAAGGAGUUUGUCCACGUCCACAACUCCUUCCCCGGCAAAAGGGAAACGACGCCGAAUGUGAAGAGUGAAAAGCCGUGCUGGGUGUGUAAGAGGACUGAUCACAAGAUCAGAUUUUGCGAUGAUUUCCGAAAAUUAAACAUCGCAGAACGUCUGAAGCUGGUCGAAAGGUUCAAGUUGUGUGAACUGUGCCUUAAUAACCAUGGAAAGAGCCGCUGCAACUUUAAGAUUCGCUGCAACGUAGGAGACUGUCAAGGAGGACAUAAUCCGCUUUUGCACCGUUCCGAAGAAACUGUCCAGAUAAUGGAGGUCCAGUGUAAUGCCCACAACCGCCUAAAUCGCUCCGUGUUGUUUAGGAUGCUACCGGUUACGCUUCACGUCGGGAACCGAGGACUGGAUAUCCUUGCAUUUUUGGAUGAGGGGUCCUCCAUUACCCUGGUCGAGGAUUCUAUCGCCAACAAGUUGAAGAUCAACGGAACAGCUGAGCCGCUAGUCGUCACAUGGACUGGGAACAUGAAGCGCUUCGAGAACGGUUCUCGGAAAGUGGAUCUGAUGGUAUCCGCUAGAGGCUCAACCGAGCAGUUCCCGCUACGAGAAGCUCGCACCGUUGCGGAACUCAUUUUGCCUAAACAGGAGAUGCAAUUCCGCGAGAUCGCGGCACGCUAUCCCCACUUACAGGGCCUACCGGUUGAGGAUUAUGAUGCAGAAGAACCGAAAAUGAUGAUCGGGUUGGACAACAUGCACGUAUUCGCUCCGCUCGAAUCUAGGGUUGGUAGACCGGGCGAGCCUAUCGGUGUUCGGUCGCAAUUAGGUUGGACAGUCUACGGACAGGAGAACCAGUGUUCGUUGUCGAGUGCGGUGGUGAAUUUUCACGCAGUGGAGCCAGUGAGCAACCAGGCGUUGCACGAUAUGAUUCGCAGCCAAUACGUGAUGGAGGAAGCAGGAGUUACACCGGCCGGAAUUCCGGAGUCGGCCGAAAACGAACGUGCUCGUGAGAUUCUUCAAAGUACGACGGUUCGUGUUGGAUGUCGUUUCGAGACAGGGCUCCUGUGGCGCGAUGACGAGCGGAAGUUCCCUGACAGCUAUCCGAUGGCUGUGCGCAGGAUGCAAGCAUUGGAGAGGAAGCUAUUAAAAAACGAGGCGUUGCGGCAGAAUGUGGAGAAGCAGAUCACCGACUAUCAAUUAAAGGGUUACGCGCACAUUGCUACGCCGGCUGAACUCGUCGACACCGAUCCAGCAGCAGUAUGGUAUCUACCCCUUAACGUUGUGACGAACCCUAAGAAGCCGGGAAAGGUGCGCCUUGUGUGGGACGCAGCUGCAACAGUAAACGGCGUUUCCCUGAAUACAGAACUGUUAAAGGGGCCUGACAUGCUGACGUCACUCCCGGCAGUAAUUCAACGCUUUCGUGAGCGUAGCGUCGGGUUUGGUGGUGACAUACAGGAAAUGUACCACCAGAUCCGGAUCAGAGCGGAGGAUAAACAGGCGCAACGGUUCCUGUAUCGUCCUUCAAGUAACGACAAACCGCAGGUGUUCGUCAUGGACGUGGCGACUUUCGGAUCGACUUGCUCACCUUGCUCUGCGCAAUUCAUCAAGAACUUAAACGCAGAGGAGCACGCGGAGCAGUAUCCGGAAGCGGCGGUAGCGAUUGUGAAAAACCAUUACGUCGACGACUAUUUCGACAGUCUAGACACGGCUGAGGAGGCAAUUAGGAGAGCCCAGGAGGUGAAAGCUAUCCAUUCCCGUGGCGGUUUCAACAUCCGAAACUGGGUCUCAAAUUCGUCGGAGUUUCUGCAAGAGAUGGGAGAGCAACGCGACAGCAGCGCGGUGCACUUUCACCAGGACAAGCAAGCCGAAACAGAACGGGUGCUCGGGAUCGUCUGGGAUUCUAAAGAAGAUGAGUUUUCCUUCUCCACCAUCACCAAUGCAGGAUUCCAGUCGAAGAUCUCAGGUGAAGUGCGGCCAACGAAGAGGAACGUUCUCAGCUGCGUCAUGGCGAUGUUCGAUCCGUUGGGCCUACUAGCACCGUUCACGAUAUCCGGGAAAAUGUUGAUUCAAGACUUGUGGAGGACCGGGUGUGAAUGGGAUGAGCAAAUCGACGACGAAUCGAUGGAGAAAUGGAUGCGGUGGGUUGAGUUGCUGCCGACGAUUGCGGAGAUCAGGAUUCCGCGAAGCUAUUUCGGGAAAGUGCACUCUCAACAAGUGAAAGACCUGCAGCUUCAUAUAUUCACCGAUGCUGGAGAGAAGGCGUACGGGUGCGUAGGAUAUUUUCGUGCUAUCGUCAACGAAGAGAUCGUUUGUGUGCUGGUGAUGAGUCGUACCAAGGUUGCCCCGCUGAAGCAACUGAGUAUUCCACGGCUAGAACUGCAGGCCGCAGUGCUGGGCGCCAGGUUAGUGCGCACCAUUCAAGAGAGCCACAGUUACAAGAUCCAGCAAACGUUCCUCUGGACCGAUUCGCGGACGGUCUUGUCUUGGAUUAGAUCGGAUCAGCGGAGGUAUAAGCCAUUCGUCGGUUUUCGCAUUGGAGAAAUCCUCAGCCGUACGAAUCUGUGCGAUUGGCGUUGGACACCGACGAAACUAAACGAGGCAGACAGACUUACGAAGUGGAGGCGUGAUGCAGAGUUGGAAUCGAAGAGUAGCUGGUUCAAAGGGCCCAGUUUUUUGUACCAAGACGAGGCGAACUGGCCGCAGCAAACUGCGCCGGUCAACACGAACGUAGAGCUCCGGGCGCAGUUCCUGUUUCAUGACGUGGUUGUGCAGGACACUCUGGUCGACGUUCAUCGGUUCUCCAAAUGGAAUGUGUUAGUGAGAACGGUGGCUUGCGUAUGCAGAUUUGGGUCCAACUGUCGAAGGCGGAUGAAGGGCGAUCCGAUCGAAACCUUGAAGGCGACGAAGAACCAGGCGAAGUCGUUGAUGUCGGUGAGGUGGUCAGCAGUACGUACACCGUUGAAGCAGGAGGAAUUCGAGCAGGCGGAGCGGUAUCUAUUACGAGCGGUUCAGGCCGAAGCGUUCGGGGAUGAGUUGAAAACCUUGUUGAAGAAUCGAAACAGACCUACGAGUGAGUGGAUAGUCUUGGAGAAGUCGAGCCCACUGUACAAGUUGACGCCACUGGUCGACGAAAACGACGUGAUUCGGAUGGAAGGACGUACGGAGAAAGCCGAAUUCUUACCAUUCGAUCUGCGCUUCCCGGUGAUUCUACCGAGAGACCACCAUGUGACGGAGUUGAUCGUGCAGCACUACCACGAACGCUUCGGGCACGGUUAUCGAGAGACGGUUAAAAACGAGAUACGGCAGCGGUUCUACAUUCCAAAGGUCGGUACGGUGGUGUACAAAGUAUCGAAGGCGUGUCAGUGGUGUAAGGUUCAUCAUAGUCGUCCACGGGUCCCGAGGAUGGCAGCUUUACCGGUACAGCGUUUGCAACCCUAUCGGCGACCGUUCAGUUUCACCGGAAUAGACUACCUGGGCCCAGUUAACGUUACGGUAGCGCGUCAUAGCGAAAAACGCUGGAUAGCCGUUUUCACCUGUUUCGUGACACGCGCUGUUCACCUGGAAGUGAGUGCUAGCCUGACCACACAGUCGUGUUUAAUGGCUAUUCGUCGCUUCAUGCAUCGUAGAGGGCCACCGCAAGAGUUCUUCUCCGACAACGGGACUAACCUGAAAGGUGCAAGCAAGGAGCUGACAGGGAUGAUCAACGAUAUCAACAGCGACUGCGCGGACGAGUUAACCGACGCGCGGAUGCAGUGGUCAUUCAACCCACCAGCUGCCCCCCACAUGGGUGGGGUAUGGGAGCGAUUGGUCAGAUCGGUUAAGGAGGCGUUGGAAGCAUUGAACGACGGGAAGCGGUUGACAGAUGAAAUUCUACACACGUCUGUAACAGCAGCAGAAGAUAUGAUUAACUCGAGGCCGCUGGUGUACGUUUCGCAGGAGACAGUUGAGGCAGAAGCACUCAGUCCGAACCACUUUCUGCGAGGUGUUUCACCGAACGAGCCACAGAUGGUUCCCCCUCCACCGCACCCUGCUGAAGUGUUGCGGGAUGCAUAUAAGCGUUCGCAGGAGUUGGCGCAGGAGAUGUGGGGCCGAUGGAUCAAGGAGUACGUGCCGUCGUUGAACCAGCGGUCGAAAUGGCACGGUGAAGCGAGAGUGCUGAAGAAAGGCGACCUAGUCUACGUAGUCGAGGGGUCCAAGCGAAGAUCCUGGGUACGUGGAAGAAUCGAGGAGGUCAUCCCGGCGAGUGACGGCCGCGUUCGGCAGGCCUUGGUCCGGACGAGUAGCGGUUUGUUUCGGCGAGCUGUGGCGCAGUUGGCUGUGAUCGAGGUUGGCGAAGAAGAUGGUGGUAAAGCCAGACCGGAAGUGGCCUCCGGACUAGGUUUACGGGCCGGGGAAAUGUUGGGAGCACUGCACUGA
Molecule: messenger RNA, 6000 nt
Organism: Sabethes cyaneus
Lineage: Eukaryota; Metazoa; Arthropoda; Insecta; Diptera; Culicidae
Exons: 1
Coding region: 1-6000 (1999 amino acids)
Biological process (GO): DNA integration
Molecular function (GO): nucleic acid binding
Source: RefSeq, a predicted model, not a curated record